Anopheles funestus (African malaria mosquito) is the source of this 6872-nucleotide messenger RNA. RefSeq lists its product as uncharacterized. Gene Ontology annotation, biological process: membrane protein ectodomain proteolysis. Gene Ontology annotation, molecular function: metalloendopeptidase activity. Bases 835 to 6144 code for a protein of 1769 amino acids. The transcript has 8 exons. Lineage: Eukaryota; Metazoa; Arthropoda; Insecta; Diptera; Culicidae. The record is from RefSeq and is a predicted model, not a curated record.
GUUAUUGUUUGUCUCUGCUGGUACAGAUCGGACGGAUGGGUGUAGCUGUGCGUUUUUCCUCCAACAAAUUUGCUCUCUAGAAAGUCACUGUAGCUGGAACAUCCGGUUAAAGAGUUUAUUAUGUUCGCUGAACUGCUAAUUCAAUCGUACGCUAAUUUAACUUUGUUUCGUUUGCCUUAAAAUCGGACCACGCGUGUCUUUUUCCGCUUACGUGUUAGGGAACCCGCUGCAUCUACGGGUCGGAGUCGAUUCCGAUUCUGCUGCACCCGACUCCCGGUCGAGCCAUGAAAUAAAUCGUACAACCCAUCACUAGUAAGUGUAGGGCGCGCGAGUGCUUUGCUGCCUCUUUGUUACCGUGCAAGUGCAAUGUGUUUAUGCUUACAUCGAUUUGUUUCCAUAAGCUCUCCGCUGUUAGCGAAAUGCGUUCGCCGAUAAUCGUUCGUUGAAGUGUUUUAUUUUUGUUUUAUGUGUGCCUGCAUGCAGUGUGUAUUACUGCUCGUGCCCAUGUGGUGGUAGUUAAGGUUGACCGACCUGCCGAAAGCGUUACGGAAACGCCACAAAGGAAAAGCAAUUCGUAGUGUUUGCUUCCCAAAACGCAUUGUUUGUUGAGUGCAUCGGUGCGUGUGUCGUACGCAAGUGUGUGUUUAUGUGUGUGUGCGCGUAUGUGUCCAUGUUCGGUGCGGACAGAAGAUGCUAAUGUCCAGCUGCAACCAUCAUUGAAGAAGCGUAUUGUUGGCACAAUGCAAGUGUUGCAGCAGUGUGUAGUUUUGUUGUAGCGCAAGUACAGUGCAUCCGGAUGCGUGUGCCUGCGUGUAGUGCAAUUUCGUGAACACAAUGGAUACGGAUCGAUGCAGCACCACCGUGCGAGCUGCAUACAAGGCCAACCAUCGAACGGAAUCCUCUUCUAGCGUGUUACGCCGCAUGGUGAAGAAGAAAACUGGAGUUCAGCUAAACGUUAAUCCAUGUCGACGACCGCAGCUGGCCCAGCACCAACAGCCUACCGGCGACGAAGAUGAACGACGAAGGAAACGAAGAAAACGCACCAUCCAACCACAACUGAUCGAGCAAACGCAACCGCCGCACCGCAUUAGCUGCCCGUCUAGAAUGCUCAGCUACGGCAUUGCUAUGGAAACGGGAAAACAACACCAUCGUCUGUUCAGUCCGCAGAGAAAGAUCGCCCAUCGUCGAGCGCAGGCCAUGGCUUGCUGUGUGGGAUUGGUGUUGCUGCAUCUCAUCUCGCUUGCUGCAUCAACGCCCAUGUUGAUCAAACCGGAGUACUGGCAGCGUGUGGCGUCUGUGGGUCGUGCAAUGGCAAAGGAGAAUUUUGGCACAGAUGAGCAUCGAUUUCAUCCUUCCAAAGAAUUCUCACACUAUGGUAGAAUAACGCCCCAGCUGCAACAUGGCCGGCAUAAGCGAUCCUUAACAGACACACGCGAAGAGAACGGGCUUCACGCGUCGCAUUUAACAUUAAGUUAUACAUUAAACGAAGCUGAUGUGAUAUUAGAUUUACAACUAAACAAACGGCUUUUACCGGACGGACACUUUCUUAGCUAUCAGCUGCCGAACAGUACUGGCAAACAAGUCGUACGAUACAACCGUCCGGAGGAGGUGGAUCUUUGCCAUUAUCAGGGCAAGAUACGCGGCAAACCCGACUCUAGGGUGGCAAUUUCAACGUGCGGUGAGACGGCAGGCAUUAGAGGCAUGAUCAUCGAUACCGACGAUACGUAUUAUAUCGAAAGUCCACCGGCGACUGUAAAAAGCCACGGUACUAACAACGAAACGGCAAGGAUCGACCUUGGUGAACACUUUAUUUAUCGACACGCAGAUUUAGUUCCCGCUGGACCGAAUGGUGGAGGUCACCGAUGUAGCUACGCGGGAGGACACAUCAACGCAACCCACGAUCCAGAGCUGUACCAGCAACAUAUGGCAGCAACACCGAAGCGCGAGAAACGUGCCACUUCGUCCGGCUCGUCUUCGCCCAAGAUCCGCGGUCCGUACAAUGCGAAUAAGUACUCGAGCUACGUCGAGCUGGUGAUCGUGGUGGACAAUAAGAUGUUCAAGACGAUGCGUGAAAAUUUCAAAGCCGUCCAGCAGUACUGUAAGGAUAUAACGAACAUCAUCAACGCACUGUACGAACCGCUGAACAUCUUUGUCGGGUUGGUCGGUGUGGUUGUCUGGAACGAGGGUGACGAGAUCGAGCUGUCAAAGGAUGGCGAGGUGACGCUGAAAAACUUUCUGCACUACCGCAAGAAAACGCUCAUGAAGGAUCAUCCGAAUGAUAACGCGCAGCUCUUUACGAAGGAACACUUUGACGGUGGUGUCGUAGGCAAAGCACUGAAAGGACCGAUCUGUACGUACGAGUUCUCCGGCGGUGUGGAGAUGUAUCACAGCGAGAUCAUCGGUGUGCAGGCGACGACGGUUGCGCACGAGAUGGGUCACAACUUCGGCAUGGAGCAUGAUACGGCCGAUUGCGAAUGUCCGGAGGAACGGUGCAUCAUGUCCGCAUCCAGCUCGUCAAUUGCACCGAAGCACUGGAGCCGCUGCUCGAUCGAUCAGCUAAGUCUAGCGUUUCAUCACGGCAUGAACUACUGCUUGAUGAACAAACCGGAGAGUCUUUUCGAUUCGCCCGUCUGUGGCAAUGGGUUUGUGGAAGCGGGCGAACAGUGCGACUGUGGGCUGCCAGACUACUGUGACAAUUCGUGUUGCGAUCCGCGCACCUGCAUGCUCCACUCGAACGCAUCCUGCGCGACGGGUGAAUGUUGCGACUUGCGGACGUGCAAACCGAUGGUGGGUGGUACGGUUUGCCGACAGGCGGACGGUGAGUGUGAUCUGCCCGAGUACUGUUCCGGUGAAUCCGAGUACUGUCCGGGUGAUGUGUUUAAGCGCGAUACGGAAAUUUGUGACAAUGGCAAAGCGUUCUGUUACCGCGGUACAUGCCGCUCACAGAAUGACCAGUGCCGAUUGCUCUGGGGUCCGACCGGGAAAUCGUCCGAGCAAUGCUACGUUAAGAAUGAGGACGGUAGCAGACAUGGAAACUGUGGUUACAAUCGAGUGAAAAACGAAUACGUCAAGUGUGACGAAGCGGACGUACACUGUGGGAUGCUUCACUGUCGCCAUUUAAACGAAAGGCUCGAGUUCGGUAUGGAAUCGGUGGCAAUACUGUCGCAUAGCUUCAUGACGUACAACGGUAGUGUAAUACCGUGCCGGACCGCAAUCGUCGAUCUUGGGUUGCAGAAGGUAGAUCCGGGCCUUACGCCAGACGGUGCCAAAUGUGGCGAGGGAAAGAUGUGCCUCAAUCAGAUGUGCAUGUCGGUGGAGAAGCUGAGGGCCAGCGGUAGUGGUGCCGCAUGUCCGGAAAAUUGUAACGGCAAGGGUGUGUGCAAUAGCGAGGGUCACUGUCAUUGCGAGUCCGGCUUUGCGCCGCCACUUUGUAACCUUCCGGGGCACGGAGGAUCACUCGACAGUGGACCAGCAACCGAUCCAAAUGCUACCGCUGGAUUCCGUCGCUUGAUGUACAUUUUCUUCUGUGGUGUUGUGCCAGUAUGCACCAUCUUCGCCUUCGUCGUAUACUAUCUACGCAAUGGGCAUACCUUCAAUGGCAAACGCAAACCGCCACCGAAUGCCUUGACAACACACAUUAAACCGGACGGUUCACAUUCGGCCAGCUCAACGCACACAAUACUGCCAUCCUCACCGAAUUCACCGGACUCGGAUAUGAAUGCGGCUCUGCUCCGUCCCUCGUCUACGGCCGGUAACGCAGUCGCACCGAACGAAUCGGACUUUGUGGCCAACAACAAUAUGUUUGGUAAAUUUAAAGGAUUCACCCUGCAACCCCUUCCCCAGUCCACGGUUGGCGGCGUCCCGGGUGUUCAUAAAAAGUCCCCCAAGGUGGCGUUCGUACAGCCGGUCGCUAAGUGUAUUGAGGAUAUGUCCAUCAAUGCUGUCCCAGCCCGUGCUGCACCUCCCGUACCCGUACCGCUAAAAACGCUAGCACGUGACAGUAGCAAUGACCGUAGCAAUAGCUUAGAUAAUGUAGCGACAUACAAUACGGCAGGUAACAGCGUGUCAGCGUUUUCACAAGCCCGCGUCAACGGGUGCAAACUGGCCAACCACGAGCAUCAGCUAGACAAAUCGGCAGCACCGGCAUUACCGCCGGCCAAUCCCGGCUCUACCGCCCGGCCGAUCAUUUCCAGCCCGAUCCUCGAAUCGUCUACCUCGCGAGAAUUGGUGGUGGUGGCUGGCGUCACGCAAAAGACAUCCUCCAACGUUCCUAUCCGACCUGCACCAAUGCUUCCACCGGCGACGGCCACCAACGAAUCCCUGGUGGUUACGAAUCCCUCCACAGGGAUCCCGUCCGAUACAUCGAGCACACUGUCCGCCGAAGUGCUAAUCAACCCUGUCAGCAAGGACAAAAAGGCGAAGGAAAGCAAGCUGAAUCGCAUUACGUCGUAUUUGAAAAAGGAAGAGAAACCUCCCAAGCCGGAACCGAAACAACUGAAGGUGAUCGAUAAGGAGAAGCUACGUAACAUCGACAUCUCCGCACCGAUACCGAUCGAUCAGAAUAAUCCGGAGCUGGCGAAAAGUAUGCCUGGCUUGGCCGACAUUAAUACAUUGAGCGAGGAGAAGCAACCGCCCCUGAUAGGAGUAUCCGUGCAGCGUGCUAAAAGCAUGCGCGAUCCAGAAUCGACCGUUGGAAAUGUUUCGCGCAAGGUACGCAUCGUUGACGAUCGUUCUGACCGGUCGGAAAAUGGUUCGAUCGGUAGUGGUUCGUCGGGUAAGAAGGGAACCGGUGCUGCUUUAAAGCGACCGCAAAGUAUGGUGGGCACACGGCCCACCAUCCCACCACCGAGACCACCCGUACCGGCAGCUGUUACUCAAACGACGGCCAUGAAAAUUCCCGGCGUUCCUGGUUAUCAGAAUCCUCCUCCACCGAAAUCGGUUAGAAUCAUUACGCCAACCGGAUCGAGGGAGGGCGCUAAUCAACGGCACGAGUAUGACGACUGUCGUGACAGUGGAAACGGUACUGGACAUUCUUCGCUCGGUUCGGACAACAUCUACUCCGUGAUCGAUGAAUCGCCCUCGCCCCCGAGCGCCCUUUCGCCACCGGCUAUUUCGUCCGGAGGCAGUUCGGAGAGUAUGGGUUUGUUGGGCGAAAUCGUAAACGAGAUCGAGAGUCGCAACGGUGACUCGGUGUACAUUGCGUCCACGUUGCGUCGUGGUGAGAGUGGAAGUAGGAAAUCUUCAUCUACCGCCAGUCACCCGGCAACGACGGUGGUAGCGGCAAAUGUGACCGCCACAUUAGCCUCACCGGAAGAUGAUGAGCCGACGUACGUAAACACGUCCGAGAUACUUGACGAUGAUGAUGAUUUCGAUGCGACGGAAGACGACGAUGAUGACGAGCUGGAGGAUGACAGUCCGUUGCAGAACCGAAACUCGGGUGUCAGCACAACGUCCAGCGGUUAUUUGCGCCCGUCAGCAAUUAACAGUACGCCGAUCGCUCGAAUAACACCAUCUACGAAUGGCACGGUACCUACGGCGAAAGCACUAUCGACAGGUAUAAGUAGCUUCAAAUCCACUGUACCGGUGGCGGCUGUACCAUCGAAGGUUGGCCAAACUAGCAACGCCACAGGCAAUGUGUUAAAUCAAAUAAAAUUUCAAGGUCCCAUCAGCAGUAAGGAACCGUCGAAAAAAGCGACACCAACGAACAGCAUCAAUAACGCCACAACAAAUGGCACUACCGGUACAUCCUACAAACCGUACCACAGCGUACUGACGAACAAUGCACGCUCCGGUUCGGUGGUGGCUGCCGCAAAAGCCAAAAUAGCAUCGGAAAAAUCAAACGCAACGCCCGCCACCAGCAUUACCACCAAAAAACUGCCUUCACAAGCGAACACAUCCGUCCGCACGCGUACUCCCUCGCCACGGGGUAGCAUUGCCAACGGUUCCCUACCGAAUGGGACCGUAACGGGGAAAGUGCCGGUACCACCAUCGACCACGGUGGUGAGUGGAAAACCGAAAACGGCCGCCAAACCAACGCCAGCAACGAUCGGCAAUGGGAAACUAUUGACUGCUGCCGCACGUCCCGGUCCAGGGAAAGUGUCCAACGUUGCUUCAUUGCAGCAAAAGUUUGAAGGACGAAAGUAAACGAUUGGAGCACAGUAUGGGGCAAUAGUGUUAUCUUCUUUUUUCUUGGUUUAACGACCUCUAAGGUCACGCCGGCCAUUUCUGGCUUACUAGACUUGUUUUGCCACAUAGCCGGAUAGUCAGUCCUUGGCACGUGGGGGACACGGUCCGGAUGGGAUUGAUACCCGGUAUUGCUGUGCGGAACUGGUACCGUUUAACACACACACAUCUCCGGACCGCCCCUGUGUAGUGGACCUGGCACUAGUGUUAUGUUCCUUUCAAAUGGGAAAAUAAUGGGAGAUGUUCAGCGUUGCUACAACUGCCGUAAAUUUGUGUUGGAAAAGGAAUAUUAAUUUUUAAAUAGUAUCUUAUGAUUAGUAUCCGACAGAAUGAGCUGGAUGCCAGGAUGUACGAACAGGAAGUGUAAUCUUCUUCUUCUUCUUCCUGGCUUAACGAUCUUUAAAGAUCACGCCGGCAUAUCUGUAUUACUGGACAUAUUUUUACUACGUAGCCGGAUAGUCAGUCCUUGCUACGGGGGGAUUUGAUACCCGGUCCAGUCGUGUGGAACCGGUGUCACCCCAGGAAGUGUAAUAUGGAGAUUAUUUAUAUUUUUGCCUUUGGUACGAUGGUUGAUAGGACCAAUUAAUUAGUUUUAUCCUUUAUUUUGAGUAGGCAAAGAAACAAAAAAAAAAACGCUGCACUUCAGUGCGUGAUUAAGAAUCGUGCCCAAGAUAUGCAGUCUUAUCAAA